Molecule: messenger RNA, 3344 nt
Organism: Drosophila hydei
Lineage: Eukaryota; Metazoa; Arthropoda; Insecta; Diptera; Drosophilidae
Gene: Tmtc3
Product: protein O-mannosyl-transferase TMTC3
Exons: 4
Coding region: 281-3082 (933 amino acids)
Biological process (GO): protein O-linked glycosylation via mannose
Cellular component (GO): endoplasmic reticulum
Molecular function (GO): mannosyltransferase activity; protein binding
Source: RefSeq, a predicted model, not a curated record
GUAAGCUGGCUAAAAGCUGUGUUGAGUUUUGUGUUAAAAUGUAACUAUUUUAUUUAUAUGCAACUACCUCCAUAAAUCAUUCAAUAAAUGCGGCAAUGUAGAAGCUCUACAUAUUUUAUAAGAUAUACUUAUAUAUACAUACAUUCAUAGACGUUAACUGUAAAGAGGAAAAACACAUUGCAUCUGGCUUAGCUGAAGUAAUUAUGGAUACAUGAACUAAAGUUCUGCACUGACUGGAAAGUAACGGGAACGGCGAGUGGGCAGGAACCGAAAGUCAAACAUGUCAACGAACCCCAACCAACACCAACACCAACACCAACACCAACAGCACCAGCAACAGCAACAACAUGCUGCUGCAGCAACAACCGCAGCCAUAUGCAAUCGGGAGCGGGAGAGAGCGAGAGCUGGAAGCAGCUCGCAACGCAACUUACUCGAGUUUCUGUGCAUUUGUGUGACCUGUGUGGUCUGCUAUUACAAUAGCACGCAGUGCGGUCUGGUGUUUGACGAUAUCAGCGCGAUUAGGGACAACAAGGAUUUGCGGCCUAGCACGCCGCUGCGUAAUGUGUUCCUUAACGAUUUCUGGGGCACGCCGAUGCGCAAAGAGCAGUCGCACAAGUCAUACAGGCCGCUAACCGUGCUGACGUUUCGCUUUAACUACUUGCUGCAUGCAUUGGAGCCAUUCGGCUAUCAUCUCGUCAACCUGCUGCUGCACAUUGCAGUCUGCCUGCUGUGGCGUCGUGUCUGCCGCCUCGUUCUGCGUCAGUGUGCAACUGGCAGUAAUGAAGCGUCGUCCACCUCCCUGUCCGCGUCCCCACUGAACACAUGCGCUUUUGUCGCCUCGCUCCUAUUCGCAACGCACCCGGUGCACACCGAGGCCGUUACUGGCGUCGUAGGCCGCGCUGAAUUGCUCUCUUCAAUAUGCUACCUGGGCGCGUUUCUCAGCUAUGCGCACGCAACGAAUGGCUCGCCGCGACGCACGAACUGGCCGGCGCUUUGCCUAGGCUUUGGCAGUUGUCUCCUGGCCUCCAUGCUGUGCAAAGAGCAGGGCAUCACCGUUGCUGGCAUUUGUGCCGUUUACGAGCUGUUCGUGGUGCAGCAGCAAAGGCCACUGCAUCUGUGGCAUUUCGUGCUGCGUAUCUUUGAGGAGCAACCGCCGGCCAAAACGGGACAAGCAAACGCCAGACGCUGGUCGUCGACAUUGUGGAAGCGUUUAGCUUUUCUGGUCAUUAUCACUGUCGCUUUGCUGGUUGGACGUGUCUACGUGAUGGGCUCUCAGUUGCCCAUUUUCACUCGCUUCGAUAAUCCGGCUUCGGCAGCUGAGACGCCCGUGCGCCAACUGACCUAUGGCUACCUCAUCUACCUAAACUGUUGGCUGUUGCUGUGCCCAUCACUACUCUGCUGCGACUGGACAAUGGGUACCGUGCCCCUGCUGGAUGGCUUCAAUGAUUCACGUAACUUGGCUACCUUGUGCACAUUUGUUGGCUUGGGCGCUUUGGUGGCGAAAGCUUGCUUCUCACGCAAUCUGUCGCAGUCACGUACGCUGCUCAUGUGCCUAGGCUGGAUGGUGCUGCCGUUUCUGCCCGCUUCGAAUCUGUUCUUUCCGGUCGGCUUUGUGGUAGCCGAGCGUAUUCUGUACAUGCCAUCAAUGGGAUACUGUCUACUUGUUGCUUAUGGCUAUCAUCAAUUCCAGCGACGUUGGCACGCCAAUUGGGGUCGUCUGGCACAGACGGCGCUUGUUGCCUUGCUGCUGGCGCAUGGAUUGAAGACACAGCAACGCAACUGGGACUGGCGAACGGAGUACUCAUUGUUUAUGUCCGGGGUGCACGUGAAUCAACGCAAUGCCAAACUGUACAAUAACGUGGGUCACGCGCUGGAGAACGAGGGUCGGUACGACGAGGCUUUGCUCUACUUUCAGCAAGCUGUGCAAAUACAAGCAGAUGACAUUGGCGCCCACAUCAACGUCGGCCGCACCUACAACAACCUGAAGCGCUAUGCCGAGGCCGAGCAGGCGUAUAUGCGAGCCAAGGCGCUCUUUCCACAGGCUAAGGCUGGCAUUAGCUAUCAUGCACGAAUUGCGCCCAAUCAUCUAAAUGUUUUCAUCAAUCUUGCCAAUCUGAUAUCGAAAAAUCAAACCAGACUGGAGGAGGCCGAUCACCUUUACCGUCAGGCAAUUAGCAUGCGCAGUGAUUACGUUCAGGCCUAUAUAAAUCGUGGCGACAUACUCAUGAAGCUCAAUCGUACAGCUCAAGCGCAGGAGGUUUAUGAACAGGCACUUCUUUAUGACAGCGAAAAUGCGGAUAUAUAUUACAAUUUGGGCGUUGUCUUUCUGGAACAGGGCAAGAGUCAGCAGGCCCAUGUAUACUUCAAUAAGGCCAUCGAACUGUAUCCGGAACACGAGCAAGCACUGCUAAAUUCCGCUAUUCUCCUGCAAGAACUGGGCGGCGAGGAGGCGCGUCAGUUGUCGCGCACCCGCCUCUACCAGGUGCUGGCUAGAGAUGCGAACAAUGAAAAGGUCUACUUCAAUCUCGGCAUGUUGGCCAUGGAUGAGUCCAGCUUUGACGAAGCCGAGCAAUUCUUCAAGCGGGCCAUACACCUAAAAUCGGAUUUUCGUAGCGCUCUUUUUAAUCUCGCACUGCUGCUGGCGGACUCGAAGCGACCGCUAGACGCCGUACCAUUCCUCAAUCAAUUGAUACGCCAUCAUCCCACGCAUGUGAAGGGUCUCAUCUUGCUUGGCGAUAUCUACAUCAAUCACAUGAAGGAUCUGGAUGCGGCAGAGAAGUGCUAUCGCAGCAUACUGCAGCACGAUCCGCACAAUACGCAGGGCCUGCACAAUCUCUGUGUGGUUUUCGUGGAGCGCAAGUGGAUGGCCAAGGCAGCCGCCUGCCUGCAGUACGCUCAGCGCCUGGCGCCCAGUGAGGAUUACAUUGGCCGUCAUCUACAGAUUGUAAUCACACGUCUGCAAAAAAUUAACAAGUUACCUGAUACGUCGCCCGAGCGACAGCUAGCUUACAAGGCCUACGACCCAGACGAGUUCAAGGUGGCUGAUGAGCGAGAGGUGCACAAAACUCGCACUCGCUCAUAGCGCUUCUAGGUAUCAUACAUUAGAUCAUUCCAGCAUUUUGUUUAAUUGAUGUAAAACUGUACAUUCCAUAGGGAACCUAUUUGAAUCUCGUUUGAAUGCUGAUAUAAACGUGAACAAUUUUUUAUAACCAAGUACGUAAUCGAAACCUGAUCUUGUUUUGUAUAUAGCACCAAAUUGUUUCUAAUCAAAAGACGUACUACCGAAAUAAUGCAUUUAUUAUACACAAAUGAAAUUGUACUUAAUGGACACUAAAUAAAAUUAA